AUGUAUAUGAAAUCCUUCUCGUCUGUUAUCAAGUCUGCAAGCUUGCUCCGAUCCUUUGCUACUGCUCCCUAUGUUAUUCGUGCCCUUCCCUACGCUAAGAAUGCGUUGGCUCCCGUGAUCAGUGAGAAUACACUGAACUGCCACUAUGACGGACACCACCAAACGUUUGAAUUGAGUUUCUCCAUUAUGGAUAGAUAUGUAAACAAUUUCAACAACAUGACAAAGGGAACAGACCGAAAGCCUCUGGAACACUACAUCACCAACGUCACUGGAGGUGUUCACAACCAAGCUGCUCAAAUCUGGAACCACACGUUCUUCUGGAACUGCAUGUGUCCUGGAGGCAAAGCUAUUCCCGAGGGCGAAUUGAAGAGCGCAAUCCUUCGCGACUUCGGAUCGGUGGACAAGUUGCAUGAGACUUUCUCCCAAGUGGCAACCGCGCAUUUCGGAAGCGGCUGGGCCUGGCUUGUCCACGACCCCAAGGAGAACAAGCUGAAGGUGCUGAGCACUCCUAACGAGGCCAAUCCUAUGCAAUCUGGUCUGCGCCCUCUGCUCGUCUUGGACGUCUGGGAGCACGCUUACUAUCUGGAUUACCAGUUCCGUCGCGCCGAGUACAUUAAGAAGUGGUGGUCUAUUGUAAACUGGAACUAUGUGAAUGACGUUUAUCUUAGCAAAUCCAUUCCCACUUUUUUGUGUGUUUGUUUUACAUUUUAA
Molecule: messenger RNA, 711 nt
Organism: Blastocystis hominis
Lineage: Eukaryota; Bigyra; Opalinata; Blastocystidae
Product: Superoxide dismutase
Exons: 3
Coding region: 1-711 (236 amino acids)
Biological process (GO): superoxide metabolic process
Molecular function (GO): superoxide dismutase activity; metal ion binding
Source: RefSeq, a predicted model, not a curated record